This is a messenger RNA of Blastomyces dermatitidis ER-3, 1548 nucleotides long. Its product is annotated as NADH-ubiquinone oxidoreductase 14 kDa subunit. The record is from RefSeq and is a predicted model, not a curated record. The transcript is spliced from 2 exons. NCBI's taxonomy places the organism in Eukaryota, Fungi, Ascomycota, Eurotiomycetes, Onygenales, Ajellomycetaceae. The coding region runs from base 360 to 626 and encodes 88 amino acids.
CUCGUCGAUGAUUCCCAGGCGUUGCGCGUGCAGUGAACAUGCUCUAAAUAGAAGUCGCGAUGUUGACGAUGGUUAUCGCUCUCCGACCGGCGGAAUUAUUUUCCCGGUGCCGACGCUUCCUCACCACUCACGAACCUCCAAAAGUCAUUGAUCCGGGCCCGGAACCGCAUCUCUGGAGCGCAAUUGUCUACGAGGACGCUUGCUACACAAUUCGUGAGAAGCCAAUUCUUUAAUAACGAGUCGUGAGGCGCGCAUACACCCCAGACACCUGUCCACGGCACAUUCCAUCCGGCUCUGCGCCCACAAAUUCGAGCCAACCCCUGGCAUCGCGCCCCAUCGAUCCCGAAUAACAUUCAACCAUGCCUCUUCACAAAGUCCUGUUCUGGAGCGGCUUCGGCAUUGCCGUUCGCUUUUGGCAACUCGGUAUCGAAAUGCGCCCUCUUUUCCAAAAACAAGCACUAUGGGUGUAUCCUCUCUUCGCGACAGUUGGGGGCAGUUUCGGAUAUUGGCUCGAGGGCGUUGACAGCAGACAAAUGGCCAUCUUGGCUGAACGGAAAAAUAGUCUCCUAGAAAAGAGACAAAGGAGAGCAGAGAGGGAGGCUGCGGAGGGCGGCGCGGUGCUUUGAAGGACUGAAGAGAUAGGUGUCUUAGCGAGCUUGUCGUGAGCAAUUUGGGCGAGCACUAGCAUAUCGCUCGACCCUAGGAUGGCUUGAGGUGAGGGAGGGAUUCGAACGACUACGAUAAAUUCAAUAUACUGGGUAUCCUUUUCUAGCGAUACAACCGAGAUGGAAUAUAUAUGAAAGCUGUAUAAAGAAAAAAGACUUUCACUGUUAUCAGUUUUAUUACUCUGGGGAUUCAUUCAUCAUUUUUUCUACAAUAAACAAUCUACCUGUUAUUCAGAACUUUUCAGUCUUUUAGUCUUUGGUGGUCCAAGCUGUUGGUAUUCAAAGAUUGAUCAGAAAUCAUUGAGAUAUUGCGUAUGUACAUAGCCAGCAAAGAAAGCCAAAAUCAAUUGAAGCAAGGCAAAUAUUCAUUGACGUUUGCAGCCACUUACUUCUCCUCUGCUUGUGGGCGGGGUGGUCCUCGUCUGUGGUUCAUUUAGGGCGUUCGUUUCACACCAUGAGGUCGCCCAGUAAAUAAUUCUGGGCUACGAGGGUCAUCUUCAAGCCAGAGGCGCGUGUGGGACUGGUAGCGCUGCGGAAAAGCUGGUUGAUACAAUCCAGCACGGGAGUCAUUGAUAAUAUUAUUUAUCCGAAAAAGGCCACGAGCUUAUGGAUGGAUUGAUAAACUUGUCGAAACGGGGGCUUCUGUAUACAAAUUACCAGGAAGGCAUGCGUAUUAGAUGGAGGAUAUGUUAUUCUCCGAAUAAAAUACUAAGGGGGUAGCAACCCAGCUUGAUUUAACCCAGGAAAAGACAGUUAACCAGUGCUGGAGAUAGAGAACAAGAAGGAAGUUAUGAAGACAAGAAAAAUAUAUGGAAAAAAUUGAGCUAUUCCUAUUAUCAUCAGCUUGCAAAACAUUAAUGGGGUAUAUGUAUCAAGUUAUAAA